GUGCUGUGUGUAAACACUGCAAACCACAGGAAUCUCUGUUUUAUCAAAAAGAAAUUGCUAGUUUAAACUAUUUGGAAGAGAAAUUCUCCCGUCUUUGGACCCAAUGUCAGGAAUGUCAAGGUAGCUUACAUCAUGACGUGUUGUGCACCAGGUAAGAACUGUCUCUGGGAACUUUACGAUUUUUCAGUAAAUUGCAGCAGGCACAUUGCAUGGGCUAGUACCGGUCUUGACAAAAAGUACACACGGGUGACCGCCGAUGGUCCACGAGUGAUAAAAGGCCGUUUUGGAACAGAUUGUUAUAAAAGGCGAAAAAUGUUUUGUUUUCGUAGUUUUCACUAGCGGGAAUAACACUCGGCUUGAAAUAUAAACCCAUUACGGAAUUACUAACUACGAAAAAAUAAUAUCACAUAGAAUAUAAUAUAAGUUUGUAACUAUUUAUUAUUUCGCAACUCAAUUAUUUUUCUUACAUCACAAUAACAACUCAGUAUUCAAAUCUGUAUAUCACACCAGUUGUGUGAUUUUACAAUGUUAACAACAACAUUCUAUUGUGUCAUCAAACCUUUGCUGGCAUGAGUUUUUAUUGUGAUGCAAGAAAAAGAGUUGAGUUGCGAAAAUGUAAAUAUUUACAAAGUUACUGUGAUAUUAUUCUUGCGUAGUUAGUAUUAGUAAUUCCGUAAGAAUGAGUUUGUAUUUUAUGCCAAGUGUUAUUCCAGCUGGAAUAUUUCGCCUUUUAUAACAAUCUGUUUUUAUCACUCGUGGUCAUUCGUGAAUUCGUGGUCACUCGUAUGUACAUUUAGUCGAGAUCCCUGACUACGAAAGAAUAUUAUCACAUAGAAUAAUAAUAAUAAUAAUAAUAAUAAUAAUAAUAAUAAUAAUUAAAGUAACAUUCAGAAAGUAACUAAAUGAAUAAAACGACACUUGCACCCUGUGUUUGAACCUUUCAUUUUUGUGCGUAAGCCAUUUUUAAUGUACUGUUUAAUAAACGAGCAGGAGUGUUUUAUUAGGUUUAAAGCGCGCAGCGCGAGUGGCUUUAGACCUAAUAAAACACGACCUGCGAGUUUAUUAACCGGCUUCAAACACGACUACAAAUUCAAUAGAUAUAUUGCCUUAUUAGUAUUCUUUAUAUAAAGAAUACUAAUGAAGACACGACUACAAUAGACACUGCCUUAUUAGUAUUCUUUAUAUAAAGAAUACUAAUUAGGAGUGUUUUAUCAGGUUUAAAGCCACUCCACGUGACAUAUUAUGGUUGACAUGAUUUGCCAAUAAGCUUAUGAAUUAUUAAUGAGUGUUUGAAAUUUAUUUUAUUAUUUUUUAAAACAGCAUAAUUCCUGAACUCAAAAAUUACAUUUUCUGAUUAAUUUCAGUGUUGUAGCGAAAUCAGAAGACCAUGUUUAUUUUGCGGAUUUUUUAAUUUGGUGGUCAUUUACAAUUGUGUACUUUUUUAUACACCUUGUAUCUUUUAAUAAUUGUCUUUUUAAUCGAGAUUGUCCCAUUUGGGCAUGUGACUUGAUAUAACUAAUUGUUGAAGGGAUUUGUAGAUGGAAAUUUGCAGAUGGAAAUUUGCAGUGAAUCUCCCCUCUGACAGAAAUCAAACCUGCGGCCCUGCAAUUCGGGCGCAGCGCUCUAACCAGCUAGAUACAAAGAGAGAGAGAGUUACAAUUCCUCUGGCGGGUUCGAGGGCCGAUAGUCGAUUUUUCGCAACUGGUUAGGUCUAAUAAAUGUACAAAAGUUCCACUCGAAAUUAUUUAUGUAAUGUGAUUCUCAUUAUUGCAAACUACCUUACCGCUGAACAAUGCAGGCAUUCUUAUUCCGCGGCUUUGUUUUUAUGCACGUGUGAAAAACGCUUGUACUUGAAAAAUGUAUGUAAAUUUUGGAAUUUUAUGGUCUUCUGAUUUCCCUGAAACCAAAUAGUCUAGGACCUGUAUAUGGGUCUAUAAUAGUCUAGGACCUGUGUAUCUCAACUGUUUUAGGGUAAAAUGACCAUGGCGGUCAACAUGGCAUAUAUGUGCCAAAACCUGAAUCCGGGACGAAAGUCCUGAAAAUGACCCCGCCCUGAAACGGCAGUGUCGACAUAGCUCUAACUUCCGAAAAGGAAAAGCAAUAGCCUUUCUGAAGUGCUUAUAGUGUUUAGAAGGGUUGCUUUUAGGGGUGGUCAUUGGAAGGAAAAAUUUGUCUAAGUAUAAUAUUUUACAAGAAAAUGACCAUGCACCACCUCAGGUAAAUUGCUAAUUAUUAUUUUAUGAAUACUAAUAUGCCUCGCAGAAAUUAAAUUUUCUUAUUUCCUAAAAAUAAUUUUCAUGGGAUAAAAAACUAUGCUUAAUUUGACAUAAUUAUUGUGGAUUUCAUAAGGAUUGUCAUUUGUUUUCUUUAAAUACAGUACAUUUUAUUUCACCCCCCUCCUCCCCACGAAAACACGAUUUCAGCCAUAUUUGGCCGUCUUGUUUGCUUUUUAUCACCGAAUCUCGCAAAUAUCAUCCAGUUGUUGUACAUUUACGUAAUGAUAAAUGGCUAAAGAAGAUUUCAACCAAGUUUCAUCAAGUUUUGAAACAGUGCAGUGUACUUUAUCUUCCAUAUUGCGUCGUUCGAUAUUCCGUGAAAUAUGGCGCCAUUGCAAUGGCUCGCCGCUUCUUUGCCCGAUAAAUGCCACUUCUUCGUCUUCCUAUGUAUUUACAUUACAAGAGUAAGAGUACUUCAUUGUAGAAUAGUCCCAAUCGAAAAAUUGGAAACAUUAGUUGCAUUUGAAAGGAAAAAAAAACCCAUAACACUUGCUGUGUGGCACAAUGCAAAAUAAGUACUUUAAAAGUCACGCGCAAGUUCGCGAAAACUCCUCGUGGGCUACAUGGCAGGGCGGGGAUAUUUCCACGAAACGUUUGUUCGCCACCACAGCAACCUAACUAAAUAUAUUUUUUUUGUAUUUUUAUGAUUGAUGAUAAAAAUACGGAAAUAUUUAUUGUUUUUAUCAUAAAUCACAACAAUGCAAUAAAUAUAACGUAUUUAGUUAGGUUGCUGUGAUGGCGAACAAAUGUUUCGUGAAAAUAUUCACACACCCCCACCCCCGCCCCCCUCUGUCGUGUAGCCUACGAGGUAUUUUUGCUAACUUGCGCGUGACUUUUAAAUUACUUCUUCUGAGUUCUGACACGACAAGUGGUAUGGGAGGUUUUUCCUUUCAAAUGCAACUAAUGUUUUCAAUUUUCGAUUUUUAGAAAAUAUUUUAAUUUCUGCCAGGCAUAUUAGUUAUUUUAUGCAUAUAUAAUGAUCAAUUUACCUGAGGUGGUGCAUGGUCAUUUUCUUGUAAAAUAUUAUACUUAGACAAAUUUUUCCUUCCAAUGACCACAUCUAAAAGCAACCCUUCUAAACACUAUAAGCACUUCAGAAAGACUAUCGCUUUUCCUUUUCGGUAGUUACAGCUAUGUCGAUACUAUCUCAAGAACUAAGCAUGGGAACAAAAAUCUUCAAAACAAGUUACUAUACAGUUUUAAGAGCAUUUUCGUUUAAGAAAAUAAAAAUUUUGAUGCGAGUGCCACUUUAAUAUUUAUUUUAUUAUUUUACUUUACGUUUCAGGGCGGGGUCAUUUUCAGGACUUUUGUCCCGGAUUCAGGUUUUGGCACAUAUACCCAUGUUGACCGCCAUGGCCAUUUUACCCUAAAACAGUUGAGAUUACUUGUCCUAAAUGAAUCGCAUACAAACUCAUAUACAGGUCCUAGACUAAAACUUAACAUUCAAUUUCUGAUCUUUAAUUUUUUAACAACUGUCUUUUUAGUCGAGAUUGUCCCAUAUUUUACAUGAGAAAGAAAACCAAAAAAGAUUUGGUCGAUCAGCACAAAGUUGUGGCAAGAUUUGGUAAUUGCUCAUGGUGA
This is a messenger RNA of Paramuricea clavata, 3857 nucleotides long. The record is from the annotation of a GenBank genome assembly. NCBI's taxonomy places the organism in Eukaryota, Metazoa, Cnidaria, Anthozoa, Malacalcyonacea, Plexauridae.